AUGGUGCAGCAGUUCACGGUUGAUAUUGAGAGGUCAAUCGAAGGUUCCUCUGCAAAACUCGUAUCAACAAAUGAGCUAAGUGGGGGAGCUCGCAUUAACCGGCUUUUUCAUGAGCGAUUUCCUUUCGAAAUUGUCAAGAUGGAGAUUGACGAGAAGGAAAUGCGUAAAGAGAUACAAUUUGCCAUUCGAAACAUUCACGGAAUCAGGGUCGGUCUUUUCACACCGGACAUGGCAUUUGAGGCGAUAGCAAAGAAACAGAUUGCACGCUUGAAAGAGCCCUCGUUGAAAUGUGUGGACCUGGUCGUAAAUGAACUUGCCAACGUUAUAAGACAAUGCGCAGAAUGUCUAUCACGUUAUCCGCGCUUACGUGACGAAAUCGAACGAAUCGUUGUCACUAGGGUUCGAGAAAAGGAACAAUAUGCCAAAAGUCAAAUCUCACUUAUUGUUGAUUAUGAACUUGCCUACAUGAACACUAAUCAUGAAGACUUUAUCGGGUUUAGCAACGCUGAAGCGAAAGCAAAUCAGGGACAAACAUCGUCCAAGAAAAAUCUUGGGGUGCAAGUGAUUCGAAAAGGAUGGCUGUCCAUCAACAAUAUUUCCUUCAUUAAAGGCUCGAAAGAUUGCUGGUUUGUGCUGAUGUCAGAUAGUUUGAGCUGGUUCAAGGACGACGAGGAGAAGGAAAAGAAGUACAUGCUGCCGCUUGACGGUAUCAAAUUGCGUGAUAUUGAAAGCGGGUUCAUGUCUCGCCAACACAAGUUCGCACUCUUCUACCCGGACGGAAAGUGA
Molecule: messenger RNA, 786 nt
Organism: Cooperia oncophora
Lineage: Eukaryota; Metazoa; Nematoda; Chromadorea; Rhabditida; Trichostrongylidae
Source: the annotation of a GenBank genome assembly